This is a messenger RNA of Chelmon rostratus (copperband butterflyfish), 1362 nucleotides long. It is a transcript of the gene cacng8a, whose product is annotated as calcium channel, voltage-dependent, gamma subunit 8a. Gene Ontology annotation, cellular component: postsynaptic density membrane; AMPA glutamate receptor complex. The coding region runs from base 1 to 1362 and encodes 453 amino acids. The record is from RefSeq and is a predicted model, not a curated record. Gene Ontology annotation, molecular function: voltage-gated calcium channel activity; channel regulator activity. NCBI's taxonomy places the organism in Eukaryota, Metazoa, Chordata, Actinopteri, Chaetodontiformes, Chaetodontidae. Gene Ontology annotation, biological process: neurotransmitter receptor transport, postsynaptic endosome to lysosome; positive regulation of synaptic transmission, glutamatergic; transmission of nerve impulse. The transcript has 5 exons.
AUGGAGGCAAAAGGCAGAAACAUGCCCCCAGAUAUUAGCUUCCUUCCCCGCCCAGCGCUUGUGUGGUGUGAGCGAGGCAUCCAGGUGCUGCUGACCACCAUGGGAGCGUUCGCGGCCUUCGCCCUGAUGACGGUGGCCAUCGGCACGGACUACUGGCUGUACGCCCGCGCCUUCAUCUGCAACAGCACGGCCAACUCGUCCCAGGAAGACUCCAACAACAAGGACAAGAAGGACCCUGGGGCGCUCACCCACUCCGGCCUCUGGAGGAUCUGCUGCCUGGAAGGCUUGAAGCGAGGUGUGUGUUCCCAGAUCAACCAUUUCCCAGACGACGCGGACUACGACCAAGAUGCUGCAGAGUAUCUGCUGCGUGUGGUGCGAGCCUCCAGCAUCUUCCCCAUCCUCAGCGCCAUACUGCUCCUGCUGGGCGGAGUCUGUGUCGCCUCCAGCGGCUUCUACAAGAGCAAAAGAAACAUCAUCCUCGGUGGAGGGAUUCUCUUUGUAGCUGCAGGGCUCAGCAACAUCAUCGGAGUGAUCGUGUACAUCUCAGCAGCACUGAGCGACAUCUCCCCCAAGAAAGACGAGGACAAGAAGUGGCACUACUCCUAUGGCUGGUCCUUCUACUUUGGCGGACUGUCCUUCAUCCUGGCCGAGAUGGUGGGCGUCCUCGCCGUCAACAUCUACAUCGAGAAGAACAAGGAGCUGCGUUGCCGCUCCCGCACCGACCUCUUCAAGAGCACCACGCACGCCAUGCUGCGGCUGCCCAGCUACCGUUUCCGGCGGCGCUCUCGUUCCAGCUCACGCUCCACCGACCCGCCACACUCGCAGGAGACCUCGCCCAUCGGUGCCUCCAAGACCUUCAGCCUUCCGCCCUCCGCCCCGCCUUUCUCCGUGGCCACGCUGCCCAACCCGCACCACAGCAGCAGCGGCGGAAGCGGAGGAGGCGGCGACAUCUCGAUGUACACCCUGUCGAGGGACUCCAAGCUGGGCAGCCUCGGAGGCGGCGCCCCGCCUCUCUACGGCACGGUGGACCGCGCCACGCUGUACCAGCUCCACAACUACUUCCCGAAAGAUUCCAGCGGCAGCGGCGGCGGCGGAGGAGGAGCAGUGAUAAGCAGCGGUACACUCCCAUCUCACUCCAAGUCCAACCUGGCGGCAGCGGCAGCUGUUGCCCAGAAUUCAGCACCACUGAAUACCUCCACGUCAGCCACCACGCCGGCCCAGCCAGCUCCGAUAUCUACAGCCACCAUGGAGAGGGAGCGGGACAGGGACAGGGGCAAUGUGGGAACCCUGGACCGGCUGACCGCCAAAAGGGACCGGGAUAGCAACUCAGAUACACUUAACAGGAAAACUACGCCAGUUUAA